CUUGCCUUGUGUUCGUGGACCAGGAAGCUAGUAGUGACUUCCCUUUUUGCAUUUGGGUCUAAGGCAAUCGUUUUAACGAGCCGAGAAAUAUAUCCAACUUUAUUUCGGUGUUUAAUCCCAUUGCCAUUUGAAUACAUUUUGUUUUUUUUCCAAUCAGAGCUUCAUCCAGGCUGUGAAGUAUGUCUCUUUAUCCAUCACUAGAGGACCUGAAGGUGGACAAGGUGCUAAAGACCCAGGCCCAUUUAGCCCAGACCAGCACCACUCCCAUGGCUGCCAUCACUGAGGGAAACACACAGCCCCAACCCGCUACAGAGUGCAUGCCAGGAUCAAGCCUGUACCCCAAUCUGGAGGACCUUGGCGAGUACAUGGGUCUGAGCCUUAACAGUGAUGAGGUUCACAGUAACCUGGCCUUGGUGCCCGUGGCAGACAAUCAGGUGGCUGCUGUGUCUGGCUAUGGGGGCAUGGUGCGGCCAGUGACCGGGGCUGACGUGGGCAUCAGAAGGGCUGAGAUCCGCCCGGGCCUGCGUGAGGUGAUCCUAUGUAAGGACCAGGACAAGAAGAUUGGCUUGCGACUGAGGGCCAUAGACAACGGGGUCUUCAUCCAGCUGGUCCAGGCUAACUCCCCUGCUGCCCUGGCUGGCCUGCGCUUCGGAGACCAGGUCCUCCAGAUUAAUGGGCACAACUGUGCUGGCUGGAGCCUGGACAAGGCCCAUAAGGCCCUGAAGGCCGCUUCCGAAACCCGCAUCGAGCUCAUAGUCAGGGACAGACCCUUCCAGCGCACCAUCACCAUGCACAAAGACAGCUCCGGCCAUGUGGGAUUCAUCUACAAGUCUGGGAAAAUCACCUCUCUGGUGAAGGAUGGCUCUGCCGCCCGCAACGGUCUGCUGACGGACCAUUACAUCUGUGAGAUCAACGGACAAAAUGUUAUUGGACUCAAGGAUUCUCAAAUCAAGGACAUUUUGAGCACCUCUCCGACUGCAAUGACCAUCACCAUUAUGCCCAAGUUCAUCUACGAGCACAUGAUCAAAAGGAUGUCCUCUGGUCUUCUGAGGUCCGCCAUGGACCACUCUGUGCCUGAGGUGUGAGAGGACAACCAAGUCUACCCAAUCACAUGUCUGAAGUCAGGACGUCCACAAUCGUAUAGGCAGAGAUUUUCAUCAAUGUCUCUUCCCCUCUCAACUUUUUUUUUAACCAUUUACUCCUGACCGUGUCUGUAAUUGUAUCAUAUAACUUUUUUCAUUAUUAUGUUCGACAUCACAAUUGUGUGUCGUUAACAUGACUAUGGCUUUUCUAUAUUUUAUGUGUUUUGCUAUCGAUCUACUUUAUUUACAUACACGCCUGUUCCAUUUCUACCAUGUCCUUGCCUUUCAUAAUCAUGACUUUAUUGUCCUUUUUAAAGUUUGGACUUUCUUGUGGUCUGCGCUUUACAUGCCUUCCUUCCUUUGUAUUACGUGGCAUAAAAGACAGUUAUAUGUUGUUUUUAAAGCAUGCUACCAUGACUCCAGAGCUUCCUCCUUUAUGAGAUGGAGACGGAUCAUAAGGCGAGUGACCUUUCACUUUUGUGUCAAAAUGCUGUAAACGCUGGUGAUCCUCUAUAGUCAGUCCUCAACCAACCUUUCCUUUAAAUCAAGGCUGUGCUCCAUUCCCCGGACUUGCCCCCCUCGAGUGUGUUUAUGGUAAACUCCAUUAUGAGAAUGGAAAUAUUCAAAUUGGCUGCACUCUUGAGGUGUGUGUGUGCGUGUGCGUGCAUUUCAAUCACACCUACUAUUGUUGUUCCAAGGGCCAUUCCACAAACGACUGUGGAUAUGCUGGAGAUUCAUAUCCCUGCCCUUGAGGUCAUUAUUAGGAUUUGGGUUACAGUUUUUAGUUUAAUUGUAUUAGGUGAUGGCACAUUUUGAAGGGGAUACAUUUUACAGAAUAUGGAGGGAAGCACCAAAGCCCACUACCCUAUUUAACUUGAGCUUUUGGCCUUAUUCACAAAAGUUGUGUUAACGUCCCCUUGUGAAGCUCAAACAACGCCCUCAGUACACCGUUUUAGGAAAGAAAUCAAAGUAUGUCAUUGCAUGCUAGCGUUGGUUGCUAUUGGUAACGGAGACAAAUUAUUUGAAAGUCUAAAUGGUAAAUGUAGACAUUUAAAUGUCAUUGCGAAGGGAAUAGUUAAGCUUGGGAGAUUAUAAAUUGUUGCUGGACAGAUCCACUAAGUGCACUUUCCACUACCUUUUGAGUGGUUUUCAUUUUCUUCAUCGAGGUAUUUGUGUUCCCUAUUGAUUCUGAAUACAAACGUGUACUUUCUAUUUUAAGUAAAGGGAAUUUAUUUUGUUUUUAUGCAGAGUGUAGCAUGGUCAAAUCAAUGCAUUUACCUCUAAAUCAAGGGUCCAGUUGAUACAUUUCGUUCCGUUUUGCUAUGCAUCGUUAGGGGAUCCCCUCUACUCUUUUCAUUCUGUGAUUGGUGUGGUUAAAAAUUACUAACUGUCACAAUUUUCCUUCCAACCAUUUUUAGAAAUGCUGUGCUUUUUGAUGCUGUUCAUUUUUUAAUGCAUGGAUAGGCAUUUUGGAUUUUGGAGAAGUAAUCUGAAAAAGUAGUCAUUACUCUGUACAAUAUUAUAAGAAUCAUAAAAGUUACGUUUGAAUUUAACCCGGAUAGUUAUUGUAAAACAAACAAUAAACGAAUAAAGUAUUUCUGUUUCUA
Molecule: messenger RNA, 2689 nt
Organism: Gadus macrocephalus (Pacific cod)
Lineage: Eukaryota; Metazoa; Chordata; Actinopteri; Gadiformes; Gadidae
Gene: sdcbp2
Product: syndecan binding protein (syntenin) 2
Exons: 9
Coding region: 180-1085 (301 amino acids)
Cellular component (GO): cytoplasm; plasma membrane
Molecular function (GO): protein binding
Source: RefSeq, a predicted model, not a curated record